Messenger RNA from Protomyces lactucae-debilis, 1733 nucleotides. RefSeq lists its product as uncharacterized. The coding region runs from base 352 to 1359 and encodes 335 amino acids. The transcript has a single exon. The record is from RefSeq and is a predicted model, not a curated record. NCBI's taxonomy places the organism in Eukaryota, Fungi, Ascomycota, Taphrinomycetes, Taphrinales, Protomycetaceae.
AGAUGAAGCUUGUCGUCGCCAGUUGUGAGGGCGAGUAGCUUGUCGGUGCCUCUGCGCAGGACACGGUAGACCAAGCUGUAGCGUGCUGUGUGUUGAGCCUGCAGUAUCUUGGCAAAGCGGUCAGACAAUUUGCCCAGGGCCUCUGUGGGAGCUUGUGGCCAGAGGAGCAGCAUGUGCCUGCAGUCACGAGCUGAGUAUGUACGUAGCAGAGUAGAUGAGUAGAUGAGUAGCUGAGUAGCUGAGUAGCAGAGUAGCUGAGUAGCAGAGUAGCUGAGUAGCUGAGUAGUCCUGGUCCAUGAGGUCGCAUCCAGCAACUCCACUUCCAGCAAGUGCAACGCCCACACGCUCAAGAUGCCGUCGCUGCCUGUACUUCCCAGCAAGCCAGCUUCCCUCAGGAAUGAUUCUGCAGUACAGGCGCUGUAUACGAAAGCUACUCACGAGUAUCUCGACCGCGACUUUGCUUCAGCCGUCGCAACCUUGCGCACGGCUCAUCAGCAGCCACAGGGCAAGUACGCGCGCAAAGUAUGGCUGCUCUACAUGGCUGUCCUUGAUUCGACCUGCUCACUGGAUGCAAGUGGGUUGAAGGAUCAAUUUGGGAGGGAGGGAAGCAGUGUGCAGGCCCGGUUGCAAGAAGGCACGCUGUGGGAUGAGACGUAUGCACGCUUCGAUGGGAAGCCGCCAUUUGAUGUGAUGGCGAGCUUGAUCAUGUCGAGUGUGCGUCAUCUACAAGACCCUACACAGCUGCAGAGGCGCGUCGAAGACUACCUCUCGACGCUGGAGCCAGAGACAUCUGCGUAUGAACAGACGAUGGAGCUGUAUGCGCUGCAUGUGCUGCCGAAGUGCAAGGAGUGGGACUAUGCGCUAGAGUACAUUGCCUCGAGCGAUAUUGCGCAGGAGAAGAAGGAUGCGUGGACACAGGCGAUCGGGGACAUUCAGGAUGCAGAGGUGUCUGCGUCGGUUGCUGCACUCAGGGAGGAGGAGGAGAGGGUGCGGCUUGAGAAGGAGGAGCGGCGACGGAGGAAGAAGCGCAAGGGUGCGAGUACGGCUGGGAGCAGCAACAAGGGGCGGAGUGCCUCUACGACGACAGAGCCUGCUGCUACUGCUGCUACUAGGCCUGAGGACGCAGACGAUGAGACAUCUGUCACGCAAGACAAGGCCCGUGCUGCUGCCAUCCCUGUUUCAGCUGUGCGGCGCCUGCUGGAUCGCCUGGCCCUGCCCAACAUGCGCCUGCUGCGUGCCGUGAUGCUGCUGCUGCUUGUGCUUGCUGCUUGUCUGCGCUUCCUGCGUGGUCGGUCGCUGCUUCUGUUGCGCAAGAUCUGGCAAACACUCGAAAUGGCGGUGAAAGUGAGCUACAUCUAGCACCAACACCACCAAACAGACCAUGGAAGGAAGCCUCUCCCCCAUAUCCCCAGUCAUACGCCCAGGCCUCAGACCACCGACACCCGCAGCAUCCCCAGCUCCCGUCGACCGCAUCCCCCUCUGGCAGGACGCCGAAGACCCAGUCCUCCGCGACACACGGGCGCACUUCGCCGCCCUCAAGUCCAUCGAGCGCCAGCGCUACCUCGCAGAGCUCCUUAACUUAUGUACAUCUUAUGAAUUAGCUUCCGUCGCGGCCUAUGUCUCCCCGCGCCUCAAGAAGGACUUCCUCAAGUGCCUCCCCGUCGAGCUCGCACUCCGCAUCUUGACCUACAUCGACGACCCAAAGACACUCGCACGCUCCGCCCAGGUCUCAA